AGUGGAAAACAGGCAUUGCAGAACAAUGAGAAAGAGGGAAAGAAGGAGCGAGCAAUGGUAGACAGAGUGUUUAUUGCAAGAAUAUGUCGAAUCCUGAAAAUAAUGGUACCUAGAACACUUUGUAAAGAGACAGGUUAUUUGCUGCUUAUUGCUGUCAUGCUGGUAGUCCGCACGUAUUGUGAUAUUUGGAUGAUUCAGAAUGGAACAGUCAUUGAAAGCGCUAUCAUUGGCCGCAGCAGGAAAGAUUUCAAGAAAUACUUGUUCAACUUCAUUGCCGCAAUGCCUGCUAUCUCUUUAGUGAAUAACUUUCUGAAGUAUGGUCUAAAUGAAUUGAAACUUUGCUUCCGAGUAAGACUCACCAGAUACCUCUAUGAGGAGUAUCUUAAAGCUUAUACAUACUACAAAAUGGGAAAUCUGGACAACAGAAUAGCUAAUCCAGAUCAACUCCUUACACAGGAUGUGGAAAAAUUCUGUAACAGUGUAGUGGACCUGUACUCAAACCUUAGCAAGCCUUUCUUAGAUAUAGUUUUGUAUAUCUUCAAGCUAACAAGUGCAAUAGGAGCUCAGGGUCCAGCUAGCAUGAUGGCAUACUUGAUUAUUUCAGGGUUUUUCCUUACACGUUUAAGGAGACCAAUUGGCAAGAUGACUAUUAUAGAACAAAAGUAUGAAGGGGAGUACAGAUACGUCAACUCACGACUUAUUACAAACAGUGAAGAAAUUGCUUUUUAUAAUGGAAACUUGAGAGAAAAACAGACUAUUCACAAAACCUUCCGCAAACUGGUGGAACACUUGCAUAAUUUCAUCCUGUUCCGGUUCUCUAUGGGUUUCAUUGAUACUAUCAUUGCCAAAUACCUUGCCACUGUGGUUGGUUACCUGGUUGUUAGUCGUCCAUUUUUGAACCUGGCUGAUCCUCGUCACCAGAAUAGUACUCAUGCAGAACUUUUGGAGGAUUACUACCAAAGUGGAAGAAUGUUACUGAGAAUGUCUCAAGCUUUGGGCAGAAUAGUCCUGGCAGGCCGUGAAAUGACGAGAUUGGCUGG
Molecule: messenger RNA, 1040 nt
Organism: Eurypyga helias (sunbittern)
Lineage: Eukaryota; Metazoa; Chordata; Aves; Eurypygiformes; Eurypygidae
Product: ATP-binding cassette sub-family D member 3
Exons: 12
Biological process (GO): peroxisome organization; fatty acid beta-oxidation; long-chain fatty acid import into peroxisome
Cellular component (GO): peroxisomal membrane
Molecular function (GO): long-chain fatty acid transmembrane transporter activity; ATP binding; ABC-type transporter activity
Source: RefSeq, a predicted model, not a curated record